Molecule: messenger RNA, 2872 nt
Organism: Oncorhynchus kisutch (coho salmon)
Lineage: Eukaryota; Metazoa; Chordata; Actinopteri; Salmoniformes; Salmonidae
Gene: wasf3b
Product: WASP family member 3b
Exons: 11
Coding region: 416-1834 (472 amino acids)
Biological process (GO): actin cytoskeleton organization; positive regulation of Arp2/3 complex-mediated actin nucleation
Cellular component (GO): cytoskeleton; SCAR complex
Molecular function (GO): Arp2/3 complex binding; protein kinase A regulatory subunit binding; actin binding
Source: RefSeq, a predicted model, not a curated record
GGAUUGUUUGGAGUGGCCAGACCGCCAGGGACACAGGAUGGCAACGCGAUCAGCAGGAGUAUCUAACGGGACAUGCGGACGGACUUAAAUCUAUUACAUUUCUGACUGCCGGUAGCCUACCGGUUAAGAGUGUUGGGCCAGUAAUCGAAAAGGUCGCUGGUUUGAAUCCCAGAUCCGGCAAGGUGGAAAAAUCUGCCUCUGCCCUCCAGCAACCCUCAACAACAACUGCUCUCGGGGUGCCCGUGGACAUUGAUUAAGGCAGCCUCUGAUUCAGAGGGGUUGGGUUAAAUGCGGAAGACACAUUUCAGUUGAAUGCAUUGUUGUGCAACUGACUAGGCAAGGCUUGGCGGGGAUAUUGGACCGAUGCCAGCUGAGGACCCUACCCAUAGCCUUGUUGGGAGUGUGAGGUGUCACCAUGCCUCUGGUGAAGAGGAACAUUGACCCGCGCCACCUGUGCCGGGGGGCGUUACCAGACGGCGUCGGCAGUGAGCUGGACUGUGUGAUGAACAACACCCUCUCCUCCAUCAUCCGCCAGCUCAGCAGCCUGAGUAAACAUGCGGAGGACAUCUUUGGGGAGCUGUUCAACGAGGCCAACACGUUCUACCUGAGAGCCAACUCCCUGCAGGACCGCAUCGACCGUCUGGCUAUCAAGGUCACCCAGCUGGACUCCACUGUGGAGGAAGUCUCUCUGCAGGACAUUAACAUGAAGAAGGCAUUUAAGAGCAGUACCGCCCAGGACCAGCAGGUGGUGUCCACGAGGAGCGUGCCCAUCCCUGUCAAGGAGAUGUACAACCUGAGUGAUAAACCUCCACCACUCAACAUCCUUUCCAAAUAUAGGGAUGACCACAAGGAGGGGCUGAAGUUCUACACUGACCCCUCCUACUUCUUCAACCUGUGGAGAGAAACAAUGCUGCAGGACACAGAGGACAAGAGGAAGGAGAAGAGGAAGAACAAAGAGCAGAAGCGUUGUGUGGACGGGACGUUGCAGAGGGAGGUGAAGAAGGUGCGUAAGGCUCGGAACCGUCGCCAGGAGUGGAAUAUGUUGGCCCUGGAUAAGGAGCUGAGGCCUGACCACCGCCACACACACUCGCUCCACCAGGGGCCCACCUCCGAGGGAUCACUGUCCCCUGAGAUGAGGGGUCUUGGGCCUGAUCACAUGGACCACCACCACUACCCUAACUCAACCAACCAUGCUGGUCAUGCCUACACAUACUCCGGGCCACCCCCGAGUCUCCUGGCUGCUCAGCUGGCUGCCCAGGGACAUGCCACUCUGGACAAGGACUAUAGGGGAGCCACCCUGGGUCGCCCCCACGAUGCUCCACCCCCUCCUCCACCCACUGAGAACAUGAACGGCUCUCUGCCCCCUGUGGACUACAGUAUGAUGGAGGGAUAUGGAAACGGUCCUCCUCCCACUCCUCUCAUGCCAUCAGCACAAUCUGCCUUUGCCACGCCCCCCGGAGGACCACUUCCUCCUCCAGGACCAGUGGGAUCAGCCGGUGGCUAUGCCCCGACCCCACCACCACUCACUGGGUCUCUGGUGGCUCCACCUCCCCCUAUACCUCCGCCCCCUCCUCCAGGCUCCUCCUACUCUACCACUCCCAAGAUGUCCUCCGUGCCCCACAUUGCCCAACCUGUUAAUGAUGCUCGUAGUGAUCUGCUGGCUGCCAUACGCAUGGGUAUCCAGUUGAAAAAGGGUCAGGAGCAGCAGGAGCAGCAGGAAAAGAGGGAGCCUGUAGGGAACGAUGUGGCCACCAUCCUGUCCAGACGCAUCGCCGUUGAGUACUCUGACUCCGAGGACGACUCCGAGUUGGAGGAGAACGACUGGUCUGACUAACACACACACACACACACACACACACACACACACACACACACUCACUCACUCAAAAGCUGAAAAGCACAUACACGUGCACGUUCACAUCCACAAACUAAGAACCACUAAAAGGUAUGUGUACGAACACAUGAACAUAAGCUAACAUUCACAUAUACAGACUCAUACACUCCCUCGUGUCGUAGGUAUGUUUGUACAGUAUAUAAGCUGGGUGAUCCUUGGUCACAUGUAGCACUGCUGGGAGAUCAGGCUCCUGCAUCAGCUGCUGAAGGAUUCACAACUGGAACGCUAGGGUUGAAUUCAAGAUGCAUAGUGUCAUGUUCAGCUGCUAUACAGACACUAACUGUAAACCAACGUUCAAUUCAAAACUAUUACAUUAACAUAUAAGAAUUCUCAUGCAACGCUCUGGGCAUAUUGAAUACACCCCAGGAGACCACAGUGUCUCUGUAUAAUAUGUUAUCCAUAAUAACACUAGUAAAGCCCUGUAUGUGUUGGCACCCCACGAAUGGGGACUUAUCUCAUGUAUGGUAACUAUCUUAAGGGCUUCACUUGGAGAAAUAGCAACCUCCCCUUGGACAGAAAAUCUACUUGUCUUUUCUAAUGUUUUUACUCAAACACUUAUUAAUAGUUAAUCUGGGAAGCGACAAGCUUUUAAUGUGUAGAUUAUAGCAACUGGAGGAAGAGAAGUCAGAGUGGACUGCGGUGGUCAGGGUAGCGUUCAGGAGGAACAAAUAGGUGACAAUGUUUUAAAGCGUUUCCCAACUGUUCCUUCUGAACAACACCUGAGAGUGAGGCUGUAUUCCAUCAACCGCACUAACAAUGUAGACCAGAUAUAUGUUGAGAGUUAGGCCAAUGCGAGUUCUCUCUGAACAUUCAUGGAGCACCACUUUCUCCUCAAUAGCCAUUUCUAAGUGAUAAUUAAAGCUUCCACGUUGUGCUGUUUACUGUUGAUAGUUUUCACAGUGAAAGCAGAUGUGCAAUUUGUUGACUUGAAUACACAUUAUCCCCAAUGUUAAUCAAUAAAAAAAUCUGUUAAAUUCA